Molecule: messenger RNA, 3219 nt
Organism: Pseudogymnoascus verrucosus
Lineage: Eukaryota; Fungi; Ascomycota; Leotiomycetes; Thelebolales; Thelebolaceae
Exons: 4
Coding region: 1-3219 (1072 amino acids)
Cellular component (GO): membrane
Source: RefSeq, a predicted model, not a curated record
AUGUCGCUGCCAGCGUCCGAAAGACUCGCGCCAUCGAGGAGGCAGAGGGCAUUGUCUGCCGCGACGACCGCACAGAACCUCCUCUGGCCAGUCCAAUUAAGCAGUAGCCAUGGAGAUUCCAGUGCUCGGCCAUCGCCGGGAUUGUCUGCUCGUACUGGAGAGCCAUCAGAUCCCAUUGGCAUGCCAGCAAGUCCGUCGAAUGUGUACAGCCAAAGGGAACCGACAAGAUCUUUCUUCCACAGUUCAUUCCGUGGACAGCCAGCACCCCAUGAUAGCCAGCAAUAUGCCCGCGAUGUUCGAGAAGACACAGCGGAGCUUGCUUCGUAUGCGCUCUCGGAGCAAUCUCGCUCGAUGAUGGGCAGUUCGCCUCGACGAAGCUCAUCGACGCAUUCAAAUAUUGGAUCAAAUUUAGAUGCGUGGGGAGAUGUAGACGAUGACAGCGCCACACCACACGUAUCCCAUGGUCCUACAAAACCAUCAGUUAUUGAGGAAUUGUCGGAACCAGGAACUCCAAUGCAUGAGGGUCAGCCGUAUAGGUCCCCGGGAACUUCUGUAUUGGCAGAUAUGCUACGGAGGGCCUCUACGGCUGCAUCUCCACCGGAUGGUUAUAUUGAUUCUGGUGAAGGAGAUACUGCAGAGGAUACAGGUGAUGAAGAGGCCCUGAUAUCUGGCCAAGGAAAGAAUUCGGCACCUGGUGGAGCGGACGCCACGGAGCAUACCCCAUUACUUCGCCAGGUGUCACAAGGACAGAGCCAACGGCCAAAUUAUCUCAGUGGAGGUCAUGACUUGGAGGCACAGCCAGUUCGAAGGAAUAAAUCCUGGCCCAAAGUCAACAAGAUACUCUCGAAGCAGCUGAGGAGAGGGCACCAUGCAGCACGAUUAGUUUCAAGUCCCGAGAAGUGGGAUAAGAAGGUCAUAUGGCAGAAGUCAGUUGUUGAGCCAGCAGGGUACAUCCCAGCCGUUGUUCUAGGAGCGCUGCUCAAUGUUCUUGAUGCCCUCUCGUACGGCAUGAUUCUCUUCCCUCUCGGGGAGCCGCUGUUUGAGAAGCUAGGCCCUGCAGGCAUAUCGAUGUUUUACGUUUCCUGCAUAGUAUCGCAACUCGUAUUCUCGUUCGGCGGUAGUAUUUUCAAAGGAGGCGUCGGCUCCGAGAUGAUUGAAGUUGUGCCGUUCUUUCAUAAGAUGGCCUUCACUAUCCUGGCGACUGUUGGGGAGGACAAUCCCAAAGCUGUCAUCUCAACCACCAUCACUUCAUAUGCCAUAAGCUCUAUCCUUACUGGGCUAGUGUUCUUUCUGAUGGGAGUCUGUCGCUUUGGAUAUAUCGUCGGCUUUAUCCCCCGCCAUAUCCUGAUCGGAUGCAUCGGUGGUGUCGGUUGGUUCUUGAUUGCCACGGGGCUGGAAGUUACGGCUCGCCUCGAGGGCAAUCUCGAGUACAACUGGAAAACAUUACACAAAUUAAUCCAGUUCGACACGGUGUUUCAGUGGUUGGAUAUACCUCAGUUGAGAGAAGAUGGGUGGAUUUUUGACGCACCAGAUGCGGAUGAACCGUGGUGGUAUUUCUAUACUUUAUAUGAUUUCAAGCUUGUCCACUGGGGCGCGGUUGCUGAAAACAUACCUGCAAUGUUUGCCUUGACAUUCUUCGGUGUCCUACAUGUCCCUAUCAAUAUCCCGGCCCUUGCCUUCAAUAUUGGAGAAGAUCAUUUGGAUCUUGACAGAGAGCUUGUGGCCCAUGGCAUCUCCAAUGCGCUAUCUGGAUUUGCAGGGAGCAUCCAGAAUUACCUGGUCUACACAAACAGUGUGCUUUUCAUCAAGUCCGGAGGAAACAGCAGAGUUGCCGGCUUCAUUCUUGCCGUUGCAACUUUUGGGGUCCUUCUGGCCGGGCCAGGGCUCAUCGGGUACAUUCCCGUGAUGAUGGUCGGGGUCCUCAUCUUCGUGCUCGGAUUCGAGCUAGUGUUCGAGGCUGUCUGGGACCCAAGGAAGAAGCUCAAGCCACUUGAAUACCUAACAGUCAUUGCCAUCGUAUUGGUCAUGGGAACUUAUGACUUCGUUGUCGGCAUAUUUGUUGGUAUCGCACUGGCAUUCGUCAGCUUAGUCGUGCAAACUUCGCGUGUACCAGCAGUACGGGCAUCUUAUUCAGGAGAGAUUGCCGGCUCGACAGUUCGUAGGAACCCCAUCCAGCAUGACUACCUGCGCCAGGUCGGAAGACAAAUCCAUGUUACGAAGCUUGCUGGAUAUCUGUUUUUUGGAACUAUUGUUGACGUUGAGGCGAGGAUAAGGAGUCUGAUCAAAGAGGAGGCGUUCAACCAUCGCCCAAUUCGCUAUCUAAUAUUCGAUUUGUGGCAUGUCACUGGCAUAGAUUACUCCGCGGCCGAGGCGUUCAAUCGCUUGAACAGAAUCUUUAGCCAGAAGGGUGUUACUAUUGUCAUGAGUGGCGUCUCCUCAGAAAGCCCAAUUGGCCUGAGCCUUCGGAAUGUUGGACUUGGUGAGGGGGGAAACGAGGUGACCCUACUUCCAGACCUCAACUCCGCACUUGAAAGCUGCGAGAAUGGGCUUUUAAAGGCUCUCUACCACAACAAGGAUGAAAGGAAUGCGCAGCAUGCUCGUAGCGCGAGCGCCUUGUCAAGGGAUGUCAAUGCACGGCGCCUUUCUACAACAUCUUCUCAUCAGCCGUUUCCCACUCUACUUGGCUCCCCGCGCGGCAACCACUUAGUCGUUGCAGCUACCAAGUCUCUGGAGACGGAGCAUGAAAACUCCACACACAAAUGGCAGAAUUUCAAGGAGCCUCUCCGUCUGAUCCUCCAAACCUUCCAGGGACUGACUGAUAAAAACGAGGACUUCUGGUUCCGCGCCGUGCCCUACUUUACUCGCAAAGAGUACGCAGCGGGCACGACGCUUUUCCGUCGCGAGCAACCUGCAGACGGUUUCUACCUCCUGGAAGAUGGUAUACUGAGGGCAGACUACGACCUACCCCAGGGACGAUACUUUGAAAGCAUCGUCGCGGGGACGACCUGUGGCGAGCUACCUUUCUUCUCCGAAACAGAGAGGACGGCGACGGUGAUUGCAGAGCGAGAUUGUGUCGUGUGGCUGAUGGACCGGGGGCAAUGGGAGGAGCUGCAAGAGAAGGAUAAGGAUGUGGCACAGGAGCUUCUACGGAUCACACUGAAGAUGACCACAGAGAGGAUGAGUGCUAUUACAAGCUAUGUGCUCACUACGGCUGGAUAG